AUGUUGGCCCUUGUGUCUGGAAAGCAUGUUUUGUGUGAGAAGCCGCUUACAGUUAAUGCCAACCAAGCGGAAGCGCUAUGCAACGAAGCCAAGAAGAUAAACCUUUUUCUAAUGGAGGCUAUGUGGACGCGGUUUCUACCCAUAACAAAAGACGUGCUUAAUGAGAUACGUCGUGGGACUGUCGGCGAGGUCUUGCGAGUUCUUGUAGACACAAGUUUUGGGGACGAAGUCGAGAAAACAUGGGGUACGGAACACAGGAUGCUUAAUAAAGCAUUAGCUGGUGGAGCAUUGCUUGACUUAGGAAUCUACAGCUUGACGUGGGUCUUUUUAUCCCUUUAUCAUGUCCUGCCUAAAACACAACGCAAACCCCCAACGGCAGUUUCAGCUCAGAUGACAUUGAACUAUCUGACUGGCGCGGAUGAGGCAUCUUCAAUUUUACUCACCUUCCCCACGACCGCACCAAGCAACAUCGCAGAGUGGAACUCACAAGGUGUUGCUCUUACCAACCUACGGGUCUCUACUGACCCAGAUGGUCGGAACAUUGCAGGCCCCUCCAUUCGUAUACAGGGGACACGCGGAGAGAUUCAACUAGAUGGUCCAUCGUUCCGACCCGAAAAGUAUCGUAUAAUCCUCCGCAGCGACAAUAAACACGUCGAUGGCAGUGGAGUUGUUAAAGAGGUGGAUCAUCCCAUUUCACCGGAUGUAAAGGGCAUGUACUGGGAGGCUGAUGAGGUAGGACGUUGUCUCCGGGAUGGUAAAAUUCAGAGCGACUUGUUACGCUGGGAUGAAACGAAUGCAGUUCUGGCUGUUAUGGAUGAAGCUCGAAAACAAGGCUGA
Molecule: messenger RNA, 837 nt
Organism: Talaromyces marneffei
Lineage: Eukaryota; Fungi; Ascomycota; Eurotiomycetes; Eurotiales; Trichocomaceae
Exons: 2
Coding region: 1-837 (278 amino acids)
Molecular function (GO): nucleotide binding
Source: RefSeq, a predicted model, not a curated record